Messenger RNA from Psylliodes chrysocephalus, 483 nucleotides. The record is from the annotation of a GenBank genome assembly. Lineage: Eukaryota; Metazoa; Arthropoda; Insecta; Coleoptera; Chrysomelidae.
AUGAAAAAAGAAGACGGAAGCGACUACAAAGAGUAUUCUUUAAAGUGUAUGUGGAACUCAACUGCUAAAACGUUACAAGAAAUAUAUUAUCUUAAAAAAUUUAAUAGAAAGAUAGAUCCAUUUCAAGGUGUUGAAUUUAAAAGUGCUCGUGAUGCACGAAAUGCAAAAAGACGAGAAUUGCAGAAAUUUUCAGAGAAAAGGAAACGAAGUUCUACAGCUCUAAGUUUAAAACAUAUACACGAUAUUAUUGACAAAUUGGAUGAACAAACUCCAGACGGUCUCCAAAAGAUUUUCUAUUAUUUGGCUUCCGUGGAAUUAGCUUGGCGCGAUGGGGAAGACGCAACAUGUUGGACAGAAUAUUUUAAAUUUGAAACCUCUGAAGAGGGUAAAAAAACAGGCAGGUUAGAAUAUAAUCCUAUUUUUACGAAAAUUUGCCAAGUGGUUGAUUUCAAAUGCUCAAAAUCCGCAAUACUACCCAGUUAG